CAGAAGUGAUUUGUGAUACUGUUUUUAAGAUGUCCGUCGAGUAUCAAACGUUGCCAAAUGGAUUCUCAAUUCCGGCAAUUGGUUAUGGAACAUGUCCACCGCAACAAGGAUUCAUUGAAGCAUUUGAAGAUGCUUUGGAAACCGGAUACAGACAUAUAGACACCGCGUCAUUUUACAGAUGUGAACAAAUUAUCGGUAGAAUUUUAAAAAAAUGGUUUUCUGCUGGUAAGUUGAAACGGGAGGAUCUCUUUAUAACGAGUAAAUAUAUGCCGAAACCCGGAGAAGAUCAAAAUGUCGAAGAUACAAUGAAAAAAACUUUGAAAGAAUUACAGACCGAUUAUGUCGAUUUAUAUUUGAUACACCUACCUUUAAGUGAUAAAGAAAAUGUCGAGAUAUGGGAGAAAAUGGAACAACAAGUAGAUUCUGGAAGAGCCAAAUAUAUCGGCCUUUCCAACUUUCAACCGCAACAAAUCGAUGUUGUUUUGAAAAAUUGUAGAAUAAGGCCGGUCUGCCUUCAGAAUCAAGUACAUUUGUAUGCUCAACAAAAGAAACUUCAGGAAUAUUGCAAAAAAAAUGAUAUAAUCAUCGUUUGUUACACACCUUUAGGGGCACCAGGUAGAGAAAAUGGAGACCUAUUGGAUAUUAUCUACAAUGAAACUGUGAAAAAAGUCGCUGAAAAGUAUAACAAGUCCCCUUCUCAAGUGGCUUUAAGGUUUCUCAUCGACAAACAUUUAGUACCGGUACCAAAAAGUUGGAAUCAAAAAAGGAUCAAAGAGAAUUUCGAUGUUUUUGAUUUCAAGUUAUCGGAAGAAGAUUUAAAAAUAUUGGAAGAAUUGGAUCAAAAUAAAACUAUUGGUUUUCCUCCAAUCCCUUCCGAUGAUAAAAUAAUAAAAUAAUGUAUAAAUAAUGAAAAAUAAAAUAUUCAACUUUUUUAUAUUACUAAUAUGUUCUCUGCUUUAGCUAAACUAAUUAAAAAUUUAACUAAGCUUUUA
This is a messenger RNA of Diorhabda sublineata, 992 nucleotides long. RefSeq names its product estradiol 17 beta-dehydrogenase 5-like. NCBI's taxonomy places the organism in Eukaryota, Metazoa, Arthropoda, Insecta, Coleoptera, Chrysomelidae. Bases 30 to 896 code for a protein of 288 amino acids. The transcript is spliced from 5 exons. Gene Ontology annotation, molecular function: aldose reductase (NADPH) activity. Gene Ontology annotation, cellular component: cytosol. The record is from RefSeq and is a predicted model, not a curated record.